AUGGAGCAGCACGUGCUGGUGGCGCUCGCCCUCUCUUUCGUCGGCGGCCUCAGCACCUCCCUCGGUGCGCUGCUUGUGAUCGUCAACCCUUCCCCUGACCUCAAGAGGCUCGGCCUCCUCCAGGGUUUUGCUGCUGGACUUAUGUUGAGCAUCUCGUUUCUAGACUUGGCACACAACGCACUCAACUCCAUUGGCUUCUUGAAGGCCAAUCUAUGGUUUUUUGCAGGAGUUCUUUUCUUUGGGUUCGUUGUCAAGUUUAUUCCAGAGCCAACCUUUGUGCCAACAACUGAUGCAAGCAAGAAAAAGACUGAUGAUGACGGGUCGGGCAAAGAUAUGAUGAAAAAACAUCGCCGCCAAGUCUUAUUCAGUGGCAUCAUUACUGCUGUUGGAAUUAGCUUGCACAAUUUUCCCGAGGGAAUGGCGGUAUUUCUUGGAUCCGUGAAGGGUCUUCGCGUGGGAGUUAACUUGGCUAUUGCUAUUGCUUUACAUAACAUACCCGAGGGGGUUGCUGUAGCUCUGCCACUCUAUUUUGCUACCAAAAGCAAAUGGCAAGCAUUUAAAUAUGCAACACUCUCUGGUUUGGCUGAGCCACUAGGGGUAUUUUUUGUAGCUGUCUUGUUUCCGAGCAACUUAAAUCCUGAAAUUCUUGAAGGCCUACUUGCAUCAGUUGGUGGUGUUAUGGCUUUCCUCACUUUGCAUGAGUUGUUACCUCUAGCAUUUGACUAUGCUGGUCAGAAGCAAGCUGUCAAAGCAGUCUUUGUUGGCAUGGCCGUCAUGUCUGCGAGGGUGAAUUUAUGGCAUGAAGGUUGCAUUAGUAUAAUAAUAUGUUUGCAGCAGUGUUUGACAAUAGGCUUAAACAUACUGGUCCCUUCACCCAAACAAAAAUAUUGA
Triticum turgidum subsp. durum (durum wheat) is the source of this 891-nucleotide messenger RNA. NCBI's taxonomy places the organism in Eukaryota, Viridiplantae, Streptophyta, Magnoliopsida, Poales, Poaceae. The record is from the annotation of a GenBank genome assembly.